Messenger RNA from Pseudomassariella vexata, 2043 nucleotides. Its product is annotated as histone deacetylase domain-containing protein. Gene Ontology annotation, molecular function: histone deacetylase activity. The record is from RefSeq and is a predicted model, not a curated record. NCBI's taxonomy places the organism in Eukaryota, Fungi, Ascomycota, Sordariomycetes, Amphisphaeriales, Pseudomassariaceae. Bases 1 to 2043 code for a protein of 680 amino acids. The transcript has 3 exons.
AUGGCGCACGCCGCCCCUGUUGACAUUGCCACAGGCAAUGGCGUGGCUUUGGGAUCCCCGUCUCCCAAGAAGGUGGCCUACUUCUACGACUCCGACAUUGGGAACUUCGCCUACGUCGCCGGUCACCCCAUGAAGCCUCAUCGGAUACGACUUGCCCACAGCCUGAUUAUGAAUUAUGGUGUCUACAAGAAGAUGGAGAUCUACCGAGCGAAGCCUGCCACCCGACUCGAGAUGACACAAUUUCAUACCGACGAGUACAUCGAUUUCCUGCAAAAAGUCAGCCCCGAGAACAUGGACAACUUUCAGCGCGAGCAGACCAAGUUUAACGUGGGCGACGAUUGUCCAGUAUUUGAUGGCCUCUUCGAGUUUUGCGGCAUCAGCGCCGGUGGAAGCAUGGAAGGUGCCGCGCGUUUGAACCGUCAAAAGUGCGACAUUGCUGUCAAUUGGGCUGGAGGACUUCAUCAUGCCAAGAAGAGCGAGGCUAGCGGCUUCUGCUACGUCAACGACAUUGUCCUCGGCAUCCUUGAACUUUUGCGCUUCAAUAAGCGAGUUCUCUACAUCGACAUCGACGUCCAUCAUGGAGACGGUGUAGAGGAAGCAUUCUACACCACCGACAGAGUUAUGACUGUGUCAUUUCACAAGUACGGCGAGUACUUCCCAGGCACGGGCGAGCUUAGGGAUAUCGGUAUCGGCCAGGGAAAAUAUUACGCUGUUAAUUUCCCGCUUCGAGAUGGUAUUGACGAUGCUUCGUACAAGUCUGUAUUCGAACCCGUCAUUUCGAGUGUUAUGGAGUUCUACAGCCCCGAUGCGGUUGUUCUACAAUGUGGUGGCGACAGUCUGUCAGGUGAUCGGCUUGGUUGCUUCAAUCUGAGCAUGGCGGGCCACUCUAACUGUGUCAAGUUUGUAAAGAGUUUUAAUCUUCCAACUUUGGUUCUCGGGGGUGGUGGCUAUACGAUGCGCAAUGUUGCUCGAACGUGGGCAUUCGAAACGGGCCUCCUUGUUAAUGCUGAGAUGCCUCGUACUUUGCCAUUUAACGAAUAUUACGAGUACUAUGGACCAGACUACGCCCUGGAUGUUCGGGCGUCCAACAUGGAGAAUGCAAACAGCCCCGAAUAUCUGGAAAAGAUCAAGAACCAGCUGAUUGAGAACCUUCGUCGGACGGCCCAUGUUCCCUCAGUUCAGUCGACAGACAUCCCGCCACAUUUACCGGGUGUUGUAUCGGACGAGGAGGAUGCCGCACUGAACGACAUGGAUGAGGAUGAGCACCAAGACGUGCGCAUGACGCAGCGACAGUGGGAACAACGCAUCGAGAGAGAUAACGAAUACGAAGACAGCGACAACGAAGAUAUGGACAAACAGAACGGUAUCCACCGCAAUGACAAUCCCAAGCGCUACCACGAGUACUCCAAGUCGGACGCAGAGGUCGAGGAUGAUAGUGGCGCCCCAACCCCAGCGAACGGCAGCGGUGAUAUCAUCAAGUCUAAGGAGACGGACGAAGUCAUGAUGCCAGACGCCGAGCCCGAGGCUGAACUCGAGGCCGAGAAGGGAACGGAGGAUCCUGAAGCGACUGGGAUUGCCGAGCAAGAGGAAGAAUUAAAGGACGCGAAGGAAGCUCAAGCAGACGACAGUGUAGUUGACAAAGAUGGCGAUGUUAAUAUGGGCGACGCUACAGUUGGACCAACAGAAGACAAAGAAGCCCAGGUCAAGAAGGAGGAAAACUCUCCGAAGAAUGACGCCUCGGAGCGACCGACAUCGCCUGAAGCCAAAGCGCCCAGCGAGACCAACGAUGCUACAUCUAUCGAGCAAGCCCCUGUCACAACUGCGGAAAAGGAGCCGUCAGAAACAGGUGAUGUGCCCGUUGAAGAGGCGACUGUGCCCACUGCGGCCAAAGAGAAGCAGCCGGAGAUGAGUGGCGACGCCAUGGAUGUGGACGAGUCGAGAGAACCCGAAGUCACCAAGGAAAAGAGCGCCGAGCCGGCUACGACCAGCACAAGUGACAAGGGACCCAAGGAGAACGGAGAGGGCAACGCGGCGAGCAAUUAA